Messenger RNA from Australozyma saopauloensis, 1752 nucleotides. RefSeq lists its product as uncharacterized. Gene Ontology annotation, cellular component: membrane. Gene Ontology annotation, molecular function: amino acid transmembrane transporter activity. Bases 1 to 1752 code for a protein of 583 amino acids. Gene Ontology annotation, biological process: amino acid transmembrane transport. The record is from RefSeq and is a predicted model, not a curated record. The transcript has a single exon. NCBI's taxonomy places the organism in Eukaryota, Fungi, Ascomycota, Pichiomycetes, Serinales, Metschnikowiaceae.
AUGGAGCCCAUCUCAAACUCCAUAGAAAAGCUGGAGAAUAGUCUGACCUCAGACCUCAGAUCCAUAGACAGCAGCACGCCUCCUUAUGUUGGAGCUCCCGUGAAGGCUAACAAAUGGAACCGUUUCGUGGACAGUUUCCGUCGUCCAGAGCACCUGGAGUCCUCUGACAGCGACGACUUGACCUCAUUGGAAAGAGCAGUUAAGAAGACCGCAGACACACAGCUUCAGGCUUCGAUCAGUCCUAUCACCCAGGCCUUCAUUGCUUUGGGAGGAUGUGUUGGUUCGGGUCUUUUGAUUGUUUCUGGUAAGGCCCUUGCGGCUGGUGGACCUGCUGGUAUUUUGAUCGGCUGGGCCAUUGUGUCUUCUUUUCUCUACUGUGUUAUGCAAGCAUUGUCGGAAUUGUCCAGUACUUUUCCUGUUUCUGGUGCGUUUGCUACAUACGCCACUCGUUUUAUCGAUCCUAGUUUUGGUUUUGCUGCUGGAUGGAACUACGCCAUCUUCUGGGUUGUUGUGAUGCCCUUGGAGCUUGUGGCCGCCUCUCUUUCCAUCAAUUUCUGGCAAUCUGACAUUAAUUCUGUGGUUUGGAUCGCUAUAUUCUAUGUCUUGAUCAUUGUGCUCAAUUUGUUCGGCACUGCAGGCUUCGAGUACUUUGAACUUUUCUGUGCUUUCAUCAAACUCGUGGGUAUUGUUGGUUUCGAUAUUUUGGCCAUUGUUUUGAUCUGUGGUGGUGGAAAACAGGGCUACAUCGGCGCCAAAUACUGGCACAACCCGGGCCCUUUCGCUCAUGGCUUCAAAGGUGUCAUUAAUGUCUUGAUUACUGCCACAUACUCUUUGGCUGGUACUGAGCUUGUCAGUUUGACCGCUGCUGAAUCAAAGGCCAAUCCAAGAAUUGCUUUGCCCAGAGCCAUCAAGAUGGUCUUUUACAGAAUUGUGAUCUUUUAUUUGUUCACACUUACCCUUAUCGGGUUUUUGGUCGCAUCCAAUACCAAGCAAUUGACUGAAGCCUCUAGUGCAUUUGCCUCUCCUUUUGUUGUGGCCAUUCAACUUGGAGGUAUCAAGGUCUUGCCAUCGAUCUUCAAUGUGGUGGUCCUCGUUUCGCUUCUUUCUAUUGGAAACUCGGCCAUCUAUGGUUUCUCUAGAACAAUUCUCUCUUUGGCUGAACAAGGCUUGGCUCCUAAGAUUUUGGCCUAUGUUGACAGAAGAGGAAGACCAUUGGUAGGAAUUGCUGUUAGUGCCUUCGUUGGUUUGCUUGCCUUUGUUUCUGCUUCACCUAAGCAAGAGCAAGUCUUCAACUGGUUGGUUAGUCUUUCUGCUUUGUCGACGCUUUUCACUUGGGCUUCCUGUACUAUUGCUCAUCUUAGAUUCAGAGCCGCAAUGUCGAAGCAAAACAGACCUCUCAGUGAACUUCCUUACAAAUCCAAGACUGGUGUUUGGGGUUCUUACUAUGCAACUAUUUGUUUGAUUGUGGUUCUCUGCUUGCAAUUCUGGGUUUCUUUGUUCCCCCUCGGCAGUAAGCCAAAGGCAGAGGUCUUUUUCCAGAACUAUUUGGGUGCAAUCGUGUUCCUUGUAUUUUACUUUGGUCACAAACUUUACUCCCGUAAGUUCAAUACCAUUGUGCCUUUGGCAACUAUGGAUCUUGAUACCGGACGUUCUGAAUUGGACUUCGACAAGCUUAAUCAAGAGCUUGUCGAAGACCGGGAAGCUUUCAAAGCCCUCCCAUUGCAUAAGAAAAUCUUCCGCAUUCUUUUCUAA